UUUAAAAUAAAUAUAAAUAUUGAAAUAUAUACAAAAAAUUAAAUAUUGAUUGAAUGAGGAUUAAAUAAUGAAAGCUGCUCACCAAUCGUUUGUUAUGUGAAAAAAUUAACCAGUGUUUUCUAUAUGGUUGUUUAAUCUUUUAUAUUCAAUGGAUUUAUUCAUUAAAAUAUUUAUGUGGAGGAUAUCGGUAUGGAACCAAGAAAGUAUUCGUGUGUUAAACGCACAUCCAAUUUUCCUUCUGAUGACAGCCCUUAAUUUUAAAAUAAUAACUCUUUGUUACGUCAUUGAGCCAGCAAGCACUUCAUUGCUUAAUACACCCCCAAUACUCUAUGUGCCUGAAAGGAACUGGAGAAUACCGGAAACCGAACCUGUUGGCCAAAUUAUUACUAGAAUACGUGCUGAAGAUCCAGAAAACGAUGACAUGGUUUUUGGCCUUGAACCACAUUUUCUAUCUAAUUUUAACAAUAAUAAUGAUAAGGAAAAUUUACCUUUUCGUAUAGAUUCAGUCAGAGGAAUAGUUUACUUGAACGAAAGUUUGAUUGGGAGAGGUGGCGAAAACUUUUUUCUAUAUAUCACUGUAACAGAUGGAGACUUAACUGCUAAAAAUGAAGUAUUUGUUAACAUCCUCGCUAAGGAGAACGAUACCUCGUCUAAUUUUCGCGCGCCGCCAUCAGUUACGAAUGUUGUACAAAAUAUUUCUCAAAUACUACCACCUUUUGACACCUUACCAGGAGUACAGUCAGUACGAAAUAAAUAUUCGAAAGAACGUCCAACCAAUCACAUACCUUUAAAUUUCGAUUCCAAUCAAGGUUUAUUUGAACUAAAUCAUAAGCAUAAAUUUCUACGCCCGCUUAAUAGCAAUAACAAUGAACAAACACGACCAACAGGUCGUUUGAAAUUGACGCCAAUAACUACUAUACAACAUGAAUACAAACACAAUCAAAACGACUCAAUUUUACAUUUAAAUAAAACUCAAUCUGCCAUCACUGUCAAUGAUGAUUCCAUAAAAAUAUUAAAAGAUAAGAUCUCAUACGAUGAAAGUUUGAGUACUAAUUAUUCGACAAAAACAAUCGUGCUUCCAAUUAUAUUUACUUCUUCAUGCAUAUUUUUGGUAGCUAUUGUCAUUUUUGGUUUUCUAUAUCGAAAACAUUUGUGCGCCAUUAGUAAAAAAUUAAAAAAAAAAUCUAAAGAGGAAAUGUUUAAGAAAUCUAAUCAAGACAAUCUAAGUAACAAUUUAGCUGACAAUGGCAGAAAUUCAAUGGUAAUGCAACAUUGGAAUGGCCCUACUGCCUACAACAAUCGCUACGUGCCAUGGGAGAGAGAUCCUCAACAGAAUGGAUUGGUAACAUCACAACUGUCGUCAAAUGCCACCAACGGAGCUAUACACGAUGACGAUACUAAUGUGACAAAUAACAUUAAUGAACUACAAAGUAUUACUGAUAAUGUUAUUGGUUUUUCGAUAAAUGCCUCCCAAAAUGCAGUUGAUAACUCAACCUUUAAUAUGAAUGGCAAAUGUUGUUGGGAGUUCCCGAGGCACCGACUUAAAUUCUUCAAUAUUUUGGGUGAAGGUGCAUUUGGUCAAGUUUGGCGUUGUGAAGCAAACGACAUUGAUGGUAUAGAAGGGGUUACAACUGUGGCUGUGAAAACUUUAAAGGAAAACGCUACUGAAAGCGAAAAGAAGGACCUUAUGACUGAAAUUGAGGUAAUGAAGUCACUUGAACCUCAUAUCAAUGUUGUCCGAUUACUUGCAUGUUGCACCGACAAGGACCCGCUAUUUGUGAUUAUUGAAUUUGUGAAUCGAGGUAAAUUACAAAGUUACCUUAGAAAUUCACGUGCUGAAAUGCACUAUGGGAAUACUCAUGGAAAAUCUAAAACUUUGACCUCGGGUGACUUAACUUCUUUUAUGUAUCAAGUAGCCAAAGGUAUGGAUUACUUAACUUCUCGAGGGAUAAUUCAUAGAGACUUGGCAGCAAGGAAUAUUCUGAUUACUGAUGAACACACUUGUAAAGUUGCAGAUUUUGGAUUUGCUCGAGACGUUGUGACAUCAAAAAUUUAUGAGAGAAAAAGUGAAGGGAAACUCCCAAUACGAUGGAUGGCUAUUGAAUCCCUUUUUGACAACAUUUUUUCCGUAAAAUCUGAUGUAUGGAGCUUUGGUAUUUUGAUGUGGGAAAUAGUCACGUUGGGGUCAACACCAUAUCCUGGUAUUUCUGCGGCAGAUGUCAUGCGUAAGGUACGCGAUGGAUACCGUCUUGAUAAACCUGAACAUUGCCGACGUGAACUGUAUAACAUAAUGUAUUACUGCUGGUCAGGUGAUCCUAAUGAACGCCCUACGUUUGUAGAAUUGGUUCAAAUGCUAGAUAAACUACUACAUACUGAGAUGGAUUAUAUCGAACUGGAACGUUUUCCUGAUCACAACUACUAUAAUAUUCUGAAUCUGAGUGGCGAAAAGCUGUAAUACUACACUAUAGUUAUUGUAGGUAAGAGUUUAAGAAAUAUGUACUGUUUCAAUAGAAAACAAUGUCAUUACUUCUAACAUUCCUAAAAUUUUUAAAAUUUGUUGAACACUUGUAUAAGUUAUUUUAUAACAAUUUUACUAGUUACUGUAUUUAUUGAAUAAACUAAUUUUUAGAGGAAGAUAA
Molecule: messenger RNA, 2639 nt
Organism: Bactrocera neohumeralis
Lineage: Eukaryota; Metazoa; Arthropoda; Insecta; Diptera; Tephritidae
Gene: Cad96Ca
Product: tyrosine kinase receptor Cad96Ca
Exons: 11
Coding region: 149-2455 (768 amino acids)
Biological process (GO): positive regulation of kinase activity; multicellular organism development; protein phosphorylation
Cellular component (GO): signaling receptor complex; membrane
Molecular function (GO): transmembrane receptor protein tyrosine kinase activity; ATP binding; calcium ion binding
Source: RefSeq, a predicted model, not a curated record